Molecule: messenger RNA, 1058 nt
Organism: Populus euphratica (Euphrates poplar)
Lineage: Eukaryota; Viridiplantae; Streptophyta; Magnoliopsida; Malpighiales; Salicaceae
Product: probable aquaporin TIP1-2
Exons: 3
Coding region: 85-843 (252 amino acids)
Biological process (GO): transmembrane transport; water transport
Cellular component (GO): membrane
Molecular function (GO): water channel activity
Source: RefSeq, a predicted model, not a curated record
UCAGCUUCAGAGACAAGAGGGAAAAAGCAAUUUUAAGGCUGUUUGAAAUCAGGCUUAAAGGUGUAAAGUUAAUUAAUUUUAAAAAUGGCAAUCACUAGCAUUGCGUUCGGAUCUCCUGCAGAGGUCGGCCAGAUUGAUGCGCUCAAGGCAGCCUUAGCAGAGUUCAUUUCCAUGCUCAUUUUUGUCUUUGCGGGAGAAGGUUCUGGCAUGGCUUUUAACAAGCUUACCGACGAUGGCUCAUCAACACCGGCCGGGCUAGUAGCCGCGUCGCUGGCUCACGCUUUUGCACUCUUUGUUGCGGUUUCAGUUGGUGCCAACAUUUCCGGCGGGCACGUAAACCCUGCUGUUACAUUCGGUGCCUUCCUUGGUGGCCACAUAACAUUCAUUAGAAGUAUUCUGUACUGGGUUGCCCAGUGCCUUGGAUCUGUUGUUGCCUGUUUGCUUCUUAAGCUUGCAACUGGUGGAUUGGAAACAUCAGCCUUCUCUCUAUCAUCUGGAGUUGGUGUGUGGAAUGCAGUUGUUUUCGAAAUUGUGAUGACCUUUGGUUUGGUUUACACCGUGUAUGCAACAGCUGUUGACCCGAAAAAGGGUGACAUCGGGAUAAUUGCACCCAUUGCUAUUGGUUUCAUCGUGGGUGCUAACAUUUUAGCUGGUGGUGCUUUUGAUGGUGCAUCCAUGAACCCCGCAGUCUCCUUUGGACCAGCAGUCGUGAGCUGGACAUGGGACAACCACUGGGUCUACUGGCUCGGUCCAUUCGUUGGCUCUGCAAUUGCUGCCAUUGUCUACGAGGUCUGUUUCAUUAGCCCAGCCACACACGAGCAGAUCCCCUCUUCAGACUUCUAAGAAGAUGAAAACACGUACUUUGGAUGAAACAGGGUUGAAGGUUUGGAUGAUGUUGGUGUUGUUGCGUUGUUUAUAAUUCUGGUUUUUCUGUUAUUAUUCGAUUCCAGUUACCUUUGUCAUGUUUUUCCUUAAGAAUUUCCCACUUGUGCCCACUCGACAUGGUUUAGGUGAAUGCUUCCGCUUCGAUUGAGACAAUUGCUGGGAAAUUGAUCCUA